GGUGUACACUUAACCGUACUUGCCAUUACGCUGUUGUUUUUUAAGAAUGUCAUUGCUUUUGGUUGUGCAACGAUUUUAGCACUUGUUUUGCAACCACAGAGAACCUAUCAUCGGGAAUUAAGCAGUGUUUAAAACCAGACAAUAAGCCAUGGCAAGCAGUUCCCCCACCAAUGAUGACGAAGCUACUCAAGUUAUUCGUCAGAAAUUGAUUGCAGAGAAGAUCAAGUUAUGGGCUCCUCCGUACACAGAAAAGGGCGCCACUUCAAAAGGCGUCUAUCCAGAGGAACUUCUUGAGCGCUACGCAUCAGAAUUGAAACUCCCAAGGCAAGUUGUGGAAGAGACUCUAGAGAGUCUACGGUUACACACCCUGGCUAGACUUGCCACAAGACGUCUACAAGAGGCAACAUUGAUGGUUAAAUUAACCGGCAAUAUCCCAGGAGGACAAACAUCCACAGAGAAGAAGACUUUUGAUCUUCAGACUGAGCUGGAAAUCACUGGCAAAGAUCUUAAACAAAAAAUCGCAGAGAGGAGCGGGAUACCAGAAGAUCAUUUAAAGCUCAUAAGUUGCGGCUCCGUUCUUCAAGAUGCAGCUUCCAUUCACAGCCAACAUGUCCGACAUGGCUCUCAGGUGAUGGUCAUCUGUCUAUCAGAGACGGAGAUUGAAGCAAGGGGGCGAGAAAAGCAAGCCACUAAUCUCAUCAAGACCAAAGAGGCUGCAGCAAUUUUGGCAAAGAGGAAAGAUGGUGGGAGUAGCGGCAGUAGAGAGCGAUACUUCCUUCAGAUUGCAGACCAAACUGGUAAACCGAUAGACAUACCUGAUGAUGAGCGAGAAGCCUUGUCUGUCGCUCUCACACUGAACGAGAAAGGAAAGGCGUGUCUGAAGAGAAAGCAAUACGGAGAAGCAUUGCUGAUUUUAUUGGAAGCUGAGAAAGCCUUUAGUCAGUGCCGAUCAGAGAUCCUGAAUACCGUUGACAAUUUCGCUGUUCUUUGUCUUGACAUUGUGUGGUGUUACCUGUGCCUUCAAAACAUGAAUGAACUGCCUGAUGCAGAAGCCAAGCUGAAAAGAUGUGAAGAUUGUUUCAGGCGUAGCUAUGGCGACGACCUUCAACGGCUGACUAGUCUUAAAGGUCAAAACACCCAAGAGUUGGCAUUAUACGUUCGACUGUAUCUACUACAAGGCAUCCAAGCAUUUUAUCAACAAGAGAGGAAUAAAUCACUUGAACUAUUACAGAAGUCUGAGGGUAUACUAGCAUCUCUACAAGUGGAUGAGGGCAAACUCAUGCAAGUGAUUUCAAUGGGGUUCGAUGUCCGUGAGGCUAGGCUUGGUUUACGAGCCGCUCAUGGCAGCGUCUCGUUGGCUGUAACUAACAUCACUGAGCAGAGGGAGAGGAGAAAAGAGAUCCAAGAGAAGGAGAAACAGAAACAGAAGAAAAGACGGCUGGAAAAGAGACUAGGGAAGACGGCAAAUGGAGAAUGGGUCAAGGCGGAGAUCUACCACACCCUCAUCUCUAUGGGAUUCCCAAAGACCGCCGUGGUCUCUGCCCUGAAGCAGACCAACAAUGACCUUCAUCGAGCUCUAGAGGUCAUGCAGGAACACCCUGACCUAUUGACCAUGAUGGAUACGGAUGAGCGACCAUGGCAGGGUCAAGCUACAGAUGAGAUGAUUGCCCAGGUUAGUGAGCUUGGCUUCAACCGGGAUGUGGCACAGCUUGCUUUGUUUCGUUACCAUGGUAAUGUUGGGAAAGCUGUAGAGGUUCUUCUGUCAAACGGAGGAAUGUUGCCUCCACAAGCUGCAACUCCCUCCUCAGAUCCAUCAAGAGCGUCUACAAGUCGAACCGAUCCAUCUUCUUCAGAUGAGGAGCUGACAGAUGAACAGCGGAAGGCCAUUGCCGACAUCGCCCCUGACAUUCCUGACCAUGAAGAGGAUUACUUGGACCUCACACUGGAGGAAGAGGCAAAGUUCAUCCAGGAAUACAAGGUCAUGUUAGCAUCUCUCAGUGGUUAAGAAUUGGGGAAAUGAGUGGUGUUGUACACAAAUUCAAGCAAUAGACCAACAGGAAACUGAACAAGUCAUAAGUUUGGUUGUACAAAAAAACAAUGAUAAGACUAGAACCUGUGACCUCCUGAUGAAGAAACAAGCGCUCUACCAACUGAGCUAUCCAUCUUUCAGUGGUUGAGAUAAACUGGAGGAAAUUCUUUGAGUUGUUUACAAAAUUCAAGCAGAAGUGACCACAGGGAAACUGACUGGGUAAUGUUUAAAUAAAUUUGGUUGAAGAAAGAAAAAAUGACUAGAGCGGGAUUUGAACC
This is a messenger RNA of Asterias rubens (European starfish), 2307 nucleotides long. Its product is annotated as NEDD8 ultimate buster 1-like. Bases 149 to 2005 code for a protein of 618 amino acids. The transcript is spliced from 11 exons. Lineage: Eukaryota; Metazoa; Echinodermata; Asteroidea; Forcipulatida; Asteriidae. The record is from RefSeq and is a predicted model, not a curated record. Gene Ontology annotation, molecular function: protein binding. Gene Ontology annotation, biological process: regulation of ubiquitin-dependent protein catabolic process.